Molecule: messenger RNA, 672 nt
Organism: Manduca sexta (tobacco hornworm)
Lineage: Eukaryota; Metazoa; Arthropoda; Insecta; Lepidoptera; Sphingidae
Exons: 1
Coding region: 1-672 (223 amino acids)
Source: RefSeq, a predicted model, not a curated record
AUGGCAUCACUACCUACCAUAAUUGAAAAUAUAAAGGCGAUUCAGUCUGAAUUGGCUGACUUGAAAUCGAUGAAGACCGAACUAUUAUCCGUCAAGACUAAUUUAGAAUGCAUGAAAUCUUCUAUUGAAUUCGCCCAUAAUUCUUUGGAUGUGCUAACAAGCAAAACAUCGAAAGUUGAACUUGAGGUGGAAGGUUUGAUGAAGAUGGAGACCGAGAUGUUUUCUUUAAGGAACAGGUUCAAAGAGUUGGAGAGCUACAGACGUGAAUGUGAGCAAAGAUCACGUAUGAAUAAUAUCGAGUUUAAGGGAGUACCUGAGGCUAAGACUGAAAACCUAAUUGAAAUAGUGUCGAGAAUUGGUGAACUUAUUGCAUUCAAAAUUCCUAAGGAGCAGAUCAACUAUAUUGCGAGGGUCCCGAUGCGAGGUAACAACCGCAGUAAGAACAUAAUAUGUUCCGUUCACAGCCGCUAUAUUAAGGUUGAUUUUGUAGCUGCCGCUAAGAAACACAAAGCCAUCUUAUCCUCUAAUAUUGGACUACAAGGUGACACAAGGAUAUUCGUCAAUGACCAUCUUACGUUGGACAAUAAGUUGUUACUGAACAAAACCAAAUCGGUUGCCAAGGAGCAGGGUUUUGCUUAUGUGUGGGUAAAAAGUUGCAAAAUACUUAUAUGA